This is a messenger RNA of Papaver somniferum (opium poppy), 2461 nucleotides long. RefSeq names its product zinc finger MYM-type protein 1-like. Bases 1 to 1986 code for a protein of 661 amino acids. Gene Ontology annotation, molecular function: protein dimerization activity. The record is from RefSeq and is a predicted model, not a curated record. The transcript has 4 exons. Lineage: Eukaryota; Viridiplantae; Streptophyta; Magnoliopsida; Ranunculales; Papaveraceae.
AUGGAUUAUCAUCCAAAUGUUAGAAACCAAGUUCGAAGGGCAUAUUUGCAGAAUGGGCCGUGCCAGCCUAAAAAUCAUAAAUUUCCUAAUUCACGGAAAGGUAGAAAGUUCAAUCAUUCUUGGUUCAAAGCUCAUGAAUAUUGGCUAGAAUACAGCAUAUCAAAAGAUAGAGUAUAUUGUUUAUGUUGUUACUUGUUUAAAUCAAGUGGUGCUAAUAACUUUGCUGAUGAAGGAUUUUGUACUUGGAGUAAGAAAUCAAGACUGCAGGUUCAUGUAGGAGAUAUAAAUAGUGCUCACAACGAAGCUCGGAAAGCCUGUGAAGACUUGUUAGAUGAAAAAGGUCUUGCAUUUCGUGGGAAUGACGAAGGUGAUGAUUCUGCAAAUCGGGGUAAUUUUCUUGAGAUUUUAGCAUGGCUUGGUAACAUCAAUGUAGAAGAUUUGCAGCCUUAUAUUAUGGAAAAUGCACCGAAAAAUCUGAAAUUGACCUCUCCUGAUGUUCAAAAAGAUAUUACAAGUGCUUUUUCAUUUGAAAUAAUUGCUGCAAUUAUUCGAGACAUUGGUGAUUCAUUCUUUUCAAUUCUGGUUGAUGAGUCUAAAGAUAUUUCGUCAAAGGAACAAAUGGCUAUCGUUUUACGGUAUGUGAAAGAAGGACGUGUUAUUGAGCGCUUUUUUGGGAUUGAACAUGUAGCUACUACCAAUGCCCUCUCACUCAAGAAAACAAUCACUAAUUUCUUUUCGAGGCAUAAUUUAAGUUUUUCCCAGUUGCGAGGACAAGGUUAUGAUGGGGCUAAGAACAUGAAAGCGAAAAAAGAUCCAGAAAUCAAGGAUUUGUUUUCAUUAGUUACUUGUGUGACUAAUGUUGUUGGAGGAUCACCUAAACGCCUUGAAAUACUUCGAAAAAUAAAAGGUGCUGAAAUUUCUGAAGCUCUUAGCAACAAUGAACUUGAAACUGGGCGAGGUUUAAACCAAGAGUCGAACCUCAAGCGUGCUGCGGAUACAAGGUGGGGUUCGCACCAAAAUACUUUAAUUAGCUUGAUUAAUUUGUAUUCAGCUGUGAUGGGUGUACUUAGAUCAGUUUCAAAAGAUAAAACUUCUGAUAAGAGAUUUGAAGCUAGAGGUAUUUUGGUUCAUAUGAAGUUAUAUAAUUUUUCUUUUCGUCUUCAUUUGAUGAAAAAUAUUAUGGGAGUUACAAAUGAUUUGUCAGAAGCUUUACAAAGAAAAUACCAGGAUAUUGUGAAUGCCAUGAAGUUAGUUCGGAUUUGUAAGACAAGACUACAAGAGAUGAGGGAUAAUGGUUGGAAUGAUUUACUUAGUGAAGUAUCUUCAUUUUGUGAGCAGCAUAAGAUUAAGGUUGUUUGUAUGAAUGAUUCUAGUUUAGGUAAAGGAAGAGCAAAACGCAAUGUCCAAGAAAACAGCAACGAGCAUAAAUACCGUAUUGGGAUAUUUAAUGCUGUUAUAGAUUUGCAACUAAGAGAAUUGAAUGAUCGCUUUACUGAAACAACUACGGAGCUUCUUCUUUGUGUAGCUUGCUUAUGUCCGAGUGAUUCGUUUGCUUCUUUUGAUAAGGACAUGUUGAAGCGCCUUGCAGAAUUUUAUCCAAAGGAUUUUUCUGAAAUUGACAUUGUAUUACUCGAUGGUCAACUUCAAAACUACAUUAUGGAUGUGAGAACAAGCACUGAGUUUUCAAGUUUGAAUGGAAUUACUGAUCUUGCCCGAAAAAUGGUGGAAACAAAGAAAGACAAGGUCUAUUCAAAGGUUUAUUUACUGUUGACAUUGGCGUUGAUCUUACCGGUUGCUACUGCCAGUGUAGAAAGACUCUUUUCUGCUAUGAAAAUACUGAAGACUCGAUUGCAUAAUAGAAUGGGUGAUGAGUGGUUGAACGACUGCUUACUUGCAUAUGUUGAAAAAGUAAUAAUGGAUAGCAUCGUCAAUGACAUUAUUAUGAACCGUUUUCAGAUCAUGAAGCCACGCAAAGGGAGGCUGUAAGUUGGUACUUGAGUAUAGAAUGUGAAAUGGGGGAGAUGAUAUAACAUAGAUUAAUUAGCAUCAGGUAGGGUUUACAUGAAUGAUUUAUUUUCUCCAUCUUUUGGGCAGACUUAUGGUUAUGGGUCUUUUGAUUUUUGCAGUUGAUGUAGAGAUGAGUUCAUCUAUUUUGGCGAAAAUGGUAUCUCAAACUUGGAUUCAAAGGACAAAACUCGCAUAUGCAAAUCAUAGUCUAGUCAUGUAAUUUACUUUGUUGAGGAGAAAGCUGUGCUGAAAAUGCUUUUGGAACUAAAUUGCAGUGGAACUUGCGCACAAAGGCAAAAAUUUCGAACGACGUUUUUGAUUCAGUUUAAAAAAAAAUUGUGAAUAUUAGAAAUUUUUUUCGACCCCACAACCUUUAAGUCCUGGCUCCGUCCCUGGCCACCAGAAACCAUCUGUCAGCAUCACCAUCUCAUGGCGUUGGUGAAAAUUGAUGUAU